This is a messenger RNA of Aureobasidium musti, 240 nucleotides long. The record is from the annotation of a GenBank genome assembly. Lineage: Eukaryota; Fungi; Ascomycota; Dothideomycetes; Dothideales; Saccotheciaceae.
AUGCGCCGCACUCCACAGCGCCCUCGCCCAAGCGAGCCUCCAGUCGCAACCCCUCGUACCAUCGAACCACCCACCAAGAAGAUAUUCAACUGCAUUGCCGACGACUCGGCCUUGCUCGCAGGCGCAAAGAAGAGCACUCGCGACGGCAUUCGCAAAUGGAUUGCCAACGGCCAGAUUAGGCUGUUUGUGCCCCUCUACAGUACGCCGUCAUACAUGCAGAAAAUACACGGCUACGACUGA